CUGUCAGCAGUACAGCCUACACUACAGGCGCUGACCGUUGACUGUUGAGUGUUGUAUGCUGCGCCGUUGUCGUUGAGCCGUGAUAUGAGUUGAGCUUGCGUGAAUCCUCAUUUGAGCAGUCCCCGCUUGGCCGUUGGCCUGACUCCCAGUCGUUUCCCAUCCUCUGAGUCUGAGCACUUAUUGUUACUUCAUUAGACUGAGAGGUGGUUAGCAUUACAGAGGAGCGAGGAGUGAGAGGGGAGGCAAAGGACCACCUGCUUUUUCCACGGUGUGGAAGUGCAGCUGCUACUGCUAGGACUUCCUACAGCUGACGUGAGGAAGUGAGAAACUGACAGGGAGUCUUUCCUGCUCGGGUGGAUGGAGUAACGACGAGCACGGGUCCCUUGCGAAAAAAAAUACUAGAUAAUUGAGUGGCGAAUCGGGAGGUCCAUGGCGGCAUCGGCUCUGUUCCGUGUUCUCACCCUCUGCGGGUGCCUAGCGUCUUUUGCGGCUGCAGUUCCUCGCUUCCUAGUGCAUCCAGAGGACUCCGGUGGGAAAGUAGGCGAAACCCUCACCUUCUCGUGCCAGGCAGAAGGAGAUGCUGGCCUGGUUCUGAAAUGGCAGGUGAAACGAGCGGUGGUGACGAACGACACCAGCCGUCGUACCAUUGUCUCGUCGCCGACUCCCAGUGCCAACGCAGACAGCACUUCCAUCUCCAGCCAGUUGACCAUGAAGGACAUUGUGCCGAGCGAGGCUGGUGCUGUAAUGUGCCUGGCAGCUGACUCAAGCAGCCAAGUAGCCACCAGUCGGAGAGUGGCACUGACCGUAUAUCGUAUUGAUGGUGAUUUCCGCCAAGCACCCAAGCUGUUGGGCCUGGAUCCAUCAGCUCGCGUCGAGAUCGGGAACAAAGUGCAAAUGCUGUGUGAGCCGCCGCUUGCCCUCCCUCAGUCGCGUGUCACCUGGCAUCGCGAUGGUGAGCCGUUACCUCUGGAUACGCGUGUCACAGUCAGCGCACAGCCACCGCGUGAAGUGUCCACCCUGACCAUCAGCCAUGCUGUGCCAACCGACAAUGGCGCAUACACUUGCCAAGCGAGCAACAUAGCUGGUGUUGUGGCAAGCAGAGGCAAGGUUGAUCUACUUGUUCAGGAGCCGGCCGGUGACUUUGAAGCAGUCGUUGUGAUCAGCCCUGUGAAUACGUUUUCUCGCCUGCUUCCCGGCGGCACGGCCAACUUCACUUGCCAAGCGUAUGCACGGCCUCCACCAGACACGGUCACGUGGCACUCACGACAAGGCAAGCUGCUCACCGCCAACAAGAAGUUCAUUGCCUACAGACAGCACCUGACGGUGAUCGGCAAUUCGGCUGGGAAGAAUCGUGAGGCAGUGUGUCAUGCCAACAGCACCGGCGGCAGAAAUAAGGAAGAAACACUCCUCGUAAACUCAGCUGAUCUACCUGAUCUCACCACCCUUGCGGCUAAAUCAGCCCGAGAAUCUUAUGCUGUUAAGCUCGACUGUGGAGCAGCGACAAAGUCCUUCCCAGCGCCUGUCUUCACCUGGAAGGAUCCAUCUGGAAAGGAUAUUGAGUCAGGUAUUCGUCGGUCGAUUUCCUACGGGACUCUGUCCAGCUCUCUGGAGAUAUCACCCGUGUCACUGAGUGAUGCAGGCAUGUACACAUGCACAGCCACCAACCCUCUUACCAACGCUGUCAAGACCACCAGUGGCAUGCUCAGCGUAUCCUCGUCUACGAAGUUAAUUCAAUUUGCUCCUAGCCAGGUGACCGCUGACAUCAGCAGAGUGACAGGCUUGCCGUGUGAAGUGCAAAAGAAUGGCAUGCUGGAGCCAGUGAUCUGGACACAUGCCGCCACCGAGAGGUCCGUCGGCAAGCACGUGGGCGAAAGCUGCCAGAACUGCCGCAUCUAUGUUGAAAUCGACGGCACAUUGGUGUUCUCGCCACCGGAGGAAAUUGAUGAUGGUGUGUGGAAGUGUGCCUCCUCUCAGCAGUGGGUGGAAACAAACGUCUCGGUGGGAGGUAAACCAUUCUUUAUCAACAGACCACCAGAGAUUCUUGAGGUUACUCUUGGCAGUGAGGUGGACAUAACCUGUGCUGCUGGUGGUAUUCCAGCUCCAUCCGUGCAGUGGAAGAACCGAUAUGAAAAUGCACCCAGACCCUUUACAGGUGGAACAAUUGCUCCGUACAACAGUACGAUGACUCUACGGGUCACAGAGAGCUACCAUGAGGCACGCUUCCAGUGCCUCGCCGGCAAUCAGCGCGGACUGAGCUUCCUGAACAUCCAGCUGCGGAUCAUCGCACCCACACAGGCACCGGACGACUCUAGCAACAGCAGCAUUGUUGUCACCAUCGCCAUUGUCAUACCCUGUGCUGUCCUAUAUAUUGUCGCUAUGGUCGUCUUGGUGCUAUGGUGCCAGAAGCGGCGCUAUCGCCUGCACCGCGACUCCAAGGAAUCUGAUGGCGAGGGCGAGCAGGAAGACGAAGAGAAUACUGCACGUGAGCUGGAGAACAUCCCGCGAAAAGAUGUCCUGGAGACGGUGGUAGAGGAUGCACCACCGGAUUAUGAUAGCUCCCAGGCACCGCCAGCGACGCUAACUGAAACUGGGGUACAGCCUGCGAAGACUGAUGCAACUCCUCACCCAGUGGCAGAAGAGACCAGCCACGAGACGGUGCGUAGCAAACCACCCAUGGAUCACCUUGAUGAACCCUCGUUGGACAAGGAGAACCUUGCUGCCGCUGAGGGUGAUGGACCGAGCAAAUCUGUUGCUGAGGAAGAGGCUGUCGCUGCUGCUGCUCCUCCAGUAGAUAUUCCUGAACCGGAAUCACCACCAGUGCUGCACACACCAAUCAUCUUCCGUGCAGCAGAGCCACAUGGUAUUUCAUUCACCAGUCUGAAUGAAGUACCACGCUUCAAGCGUGAACAAUGCAAGAUCAACAAGAAGCUGGGCCGUGGCUACUUCACAACUUACACAGACGUGACCAAUCGCUACAUCAGCGGUUUUGCUGCUGCCGACACGUCGACAAUGAUGACCAAGUUCUCUGCCAGCUCACAGGAUGUGAGCGGCUACACGCGUGACAUCUUGGCACUGGCCAGCCUGCACCAUAAGAACAUCGCUUCGUGUGUGGCACUGUCGUCAGAGAAACAUCCCUACUGCAUACUGAGCGAGUACUAUACACAGGGCGAUCUGAAGCGUGUUUUGCUGUACCGUGACAACGAAGACGAUCUGCAUCUGCAGUAUAAUAACAAGCUGUCUACUCUGCUGCAGCUGUGUGACGCACUGCAAUAUCUGUCUGCACGCCGCUUUGUGCACAGAGAUGUGGCUUGUCACAGUUGCCUCAUCAACUCAAACUACCAGGUGAAGUUGGCAUUCUACAGUCGCAGUGAAGACGGCUACCCGGAUGAUUACUACACGGACGUGGAGGGUGAAGAGCCACUACCAGUACGUUGGAUGGCGCCAGAGGCAAUCAAGAGCAAGACGUUCACCAUCCAGAACGACAUCUGGUCGUUCGGCGUUCUUAUGUGGGAGAUCUUCUCCGGUGCAGCUCAGCCGUUUGACGGGACUUCCAGCGAAGACAUCCACGCCCACGUACAGAGUGGACAGCGUCUGCCCAAACCCGACGGAUGUCCAGAAGGUGCAUUCAAGACCAUGCUGCGCUGCUGGGAGACGGAGCCCAAAGACCGUUUGCAUUUCUCCCAGCUGGGAACGCGACUUCAUCAGCUGUCCAGUACCAGUGACCUGUAGACGCGUGGUGGGCAUGGCAGCUAGCAUUACGCGUUAAGCAGUCUACUUGACAUCACCCCGCACACAGAUGAGCGAUGCUAGCAGACUCAUGUCAAUGGCACAAAGCGUUGGUAUGGUCAGUGGGAUGCGGUCCGGUCUCGGGUGAGAUUGAAUAGUGCUUUUGGACUGUUUGCUCAGUGAUACACGGUUCAAUUGAAUUCAUACUGCCGUAUAUUGCACAAUUAAUCUGUCCGCACUCACCAGAGAGAGGUAUGGCAUUCCCUUUCACUGCCACACUUUCUCCCUCACCCCCCCCCCCCCCCCCCCACGCACACACACACACGUUGCACUCUCCCACAGCCCAGUAGCACCAGUGCUAUGGCUGAAAAUACGUAAGUAACCUCCACCUCACACCCACAUAGCGAUACGUACAAGUAAUGUUUUCCACACGUUACUUGUAAGAUAGUAGUGCUUUGCUGGUGCUCUAAGGUAGCUUAUUUUUUCUUGCUUCCCUCAUGGUCAUUACGAACUGCAAUCGCAUCAGCCCCGGUAUGAUGGUAAUGAUUUCUUAUAGAUACAGUAUUGAGCAGUUCUUUCUGAACUACUCCAGAGACCUAUCUCAGAUUAAGAAAUAUACUAUACUUGCAUUGUCCCCCACCUGGUCCUUCCCUAGUCCACUCCCUUAUCAGUGUAGUGAGUUGCUAGCUCCAUGUAUAUAAACAAUGAUUAUUAAAUUUUGUUUGUUCAUUUAUCAUCUUAGGACAAGUCAUGUACAUACAUGUACAUGUGCGUACAUGCUUACAUGCUUACAUGCAUGUAGAUGUUCAUGGCAUGGCCAAGUUUCUUACUUUUAUAUUUUUUCUCUAUUCUAGAUAGCCGUAGCAGAUAAUUAUAGUUGAGACCGGAUAAGACCAGCUAGACCAGUUCUUCUUUGGCAUACUAUAGCAAUCGCUUGAA
Sycon ciliatum is the source of this 4665-nucleotide messenger RNA. Its product is annotated as hemicentin-2-like. The coding region runs from base 430 to 3729 and encodes 1099 amino acids. The record is from RefSeq and is a predicted model, not a curated record. Gene Ontology annotation, molecular function: transmembrane receptor protein tyrosine kinase activity; ATP binding. NCBI's taxonomy places the organism in Eukaryota, Metazoa, Porifera, Calcarea, Leucosolenida, Sycettidae. Gene Ontology annotation, biological process: positive regulation of kinase activity; protein phosphorylation; cell surface receptor protein tyrosine kinase signaling pathway. The transcript has 12 exons. Gene Ontology annotation, cellular component: signaling receptor complex; plasma membrane.